AGUUGUAGUUCUCGUGACUUGGAGGGCGAAUGGCUCCGGGCGGGAGCAGGACUGCAAGAGAACUACAUGUAGGAGGCGGGGUCGAGGGCGAGGGAUGUACGCGGCUAGCAGUGGCGGAGGCGGCUGAAGCGGCAGCAUGAAGAGGACUCCGACCGCCGAGGAACGAGAGCGCGAAGCUAAGUGCCAGACUGUCUCCAAGCCCAACAAAUGUGUUGCUUCCAGGCAAAAACAGAAGAUGACACACGCCAUGAGCCAGAUUUUCCAUGACAGACUUGUAAGGAACAAGAUAAUCUCAUUGUUCUUCCUGCUACUUAAAAUAAAGAAACUGAGGCUCCUUGAAGAGCUUGAAGACACUUGGCUCCCCUAUCUGACCCCCAAAGAUGACGAAUUCGAUCAGCAGUGGCAGCUGAAAUAUCCUAAGCUGAUUCUCCGAGAAGCCGGCAGCGUCCCCGAGGAGCUCCACAAGGAGGUUCAGGAAGCCUUUUUCGCACUGCACAAGCACGGUUGCUUAUUUCGGGACCUGGUUAGGAUCCAAGGCAAAGAUCUGCUCACUCCAGUGUCUCGCAUCCUCAUUGGUAACCCCGGCUGCACCUACAAGUACCUGAACACCAGGCUCUUCACGGUGCCCUGGCCAGUGAAGGGUUCUAAUGCCAAAUACAACGAGGCUGAAAUAGCUGCUGCUUGUCAGAGCUUCCUCAAGCUCAAUGACUACCUGCAGACAGAGACCAUCCAGGCUUUGGAAGAACUCGCUGCCAAAGACAAAGCUAAUAUCGAUGCCGUGCCAGUGUGCAUAGGGCCAGAUUUCCCCAGGCUUGGUAUGGGGUCAUCCUUUGAUGGACAAGAUGAAAUGGACAUUAAGAACAGAGCAGCAUACAACGUAACUUUGUUGAAUUUCAUGGAUCCCCAGAAAAUGCCAUACCUGAAAGAGGAGCCUUACUUUGGCAUGGGGAAAAUGGCGGUGAGCUGGCAUCACGAUGAAAAUCUGGUGGAAAGGUCAGCGGUGGCAGUGUACAGUUAUAGCUGUGAAGGCCCUGAAGAGGAAAGUGAGGAUGAUCCUCAACUCGAAGGCAGAGAUCCUGAUAUCUGGCAUGUUGGUUUCAAGAUCUCGUGGGACAUAGAGACGCCUGGUUUGGCAAUACCCCUUCACCAAGGAGACUGCUAUUUUAUGCUGGAUGAUCUCAAUGCCACCCACCAGCACUGUGUUUUGGCUGGUUUACCACCUCGGUUUAGUUCCACCCACCGAGUGGCAGAGUGCUCCACGGGAACCUUGGAUUAUAUCGUACAGCGCUGCCAGUUGGCUCUGCAGAAUAUUCGUGAUGAGACGGACAAUGGCGAUGUCUCUUUGAAAUCCUUGGAGCCUGCAGUUUUGAAACAAGGAGAAGAAAUCCACAAUGAGGUCGAGUUUGAGUGGCUGAGACAGUUUUGGUUUCAAGGCAAUCGAUACAAGAAGUGCACUGACUGGUGGUGUCAACCCAUGACUCAGCUGGAAGAACUGUGGAAGAAGAUGGAAGCCGUGCCUUCUCUGGAGUCUGACUUCUCUGCCCUGGAGGCUGCAGCAUUAGGAAGGACAUGAGAGACACGCUGCAGCUUUCUAAGGACAUCAGCAGCGUCUCCAGGGACUUGGGUUCAGCAGCUGUGGCUUUCAGACUUGGCUGCGUGAGUCGCCCAGGCUUAGUUGUGGAGCAGCACCGCGUGGGCCCCAUCCCCGCCAGUGCUGCUGUAUCUGGUCUAAGCUGCGGCUCCCAGUGGAUGCCGAUCGAUCGCCAAGUUGCAGUGUGUUCGGAAGGCCCCACAGGUGAUUCUGGUAUGUGUUCAGGGCUGAGAACUACUGUUCAACAGGUGUCUGACCUCUCACUAAAUUAGUUUGCUUGCGUGGAUGAAUACAGGAACAUAUUAGCAAAUGAACAGGAAAGCUCUCUCACUUUAAACCCACGCGAAUGUAUUGAGUACCUGCUGUGUUUCCUGAAUUCUGUGCAGGACUCGGGAGGGAAACAGACAUAUUUAUAAUUUGUAUAUAAGGUGGAAGAUGACGUUGAUAAAAGGUACCAAGAGUACUAUGAAAUCUUGGAAGAUGGUGGGAUUUCAGAAGGCUUCGUGACCAGCCGGGACUUUUGAGUUGAGUCUUACCGAAUGGGGAGAAUUUGGGCAAGUGGAGAUGGGGACGGGAAGAGUAGCCUUUCCCUGUGGAGGGAGUGGUGUGUGUAGUGGUAGAGGCAGGGGUGCAGGUUCUAUUCAAGGCUCCUAAAGUGGGACUGGCAGUCCCCCAAAGCUAGUCUCCUGGAGUUCCCUAACUCGGGAAAUGGUACCACUGCCUGUCUCUCUCUUCAUUCCAGAAGUAGAGGAAUCAUCCUUGAACCCUCCCUCUCCCUACCCCACAUAUCCAACCUGAGAACUUUCACCCCUGAAAUAUCUUUUGAGUCUGUUCACUUCUUUUCAAGUCUGCUGUUACUAGUCUAGUCCAAGACACCACGCUCACGCCCUUGGGCUCUUGCAGUAGCUUGCUGUCUGGUUUCCUGUGUUCUUCACAUGGCAGCCAGGGCAGUGUUUUCAAAUGUAGAUCUAAUGGUGCCCCCUCCCUGUGUAACCUCAUUAGUGGUUUCCAGUUGCUCUUAGCAUCAAGACUAAAAUAUUUUAACCUCAGCCCACCUCUCCUGCCUUACCUUCCCUCCAGCCACUUUACUUAUUCCUUAUGUGAAAGACAACAUGAGUAGAGCUAAAUGAAAAUUUCCGAGGAAUUGCCUUGCACAUCUUGUUUUCUUUAUCUUCCAAACUGGACCAAACUGCCAACAUUCCAAGAAGUCAGUAUGACAAGAACAUCCUGUUUGUAAGGACUGGGGAACUGCACUUUGCUGGUGAUCAAAUCUGAAGGCAAUUUAUGAAGCACAAACCUAGCCUUACCUCAUCUAGCACCAAUUAACUCUUCUUUAAUACAACUGACCUCAUCUUCCUUCCUUUUCCCUGUAAAAACCCUGAGCCCCUCUCCUCUAAUCGGGACAUUAUUUGGGUUUUUACCUGAGUCGUUGCUCGCUGAAUUGCAAUUUUGUGAUCCCUAAAUAAAUGCCUUUCAUUUUGACUCUGUUUGUAGGUUAACACUUACCUUACUGGCAUUUUUUCAGUGAGUCCAAUGCAUUGUGCUCCUUUCAUCUUCAAGGCCUUUGCACAUGUUUCCUCUUCCUGGAAUGUCUUCUCUCACAAAAACGUUUAUAUACAUGAUAGAUAGAUAGAUAGAUAGAUUAUUUCUACUCAUGAUUCAGAUCUCAGCUCAAUUUGCCACUUCCUCAGGAAAGACUCCCUUGACCUGUCUGAUAGAUCAGGUCCCUGUGCUAUGCUUUCCUGUUACCCUUGUGAAAGCCGUGCCCGGGAGCUCAAGCUUUAUUCUGGAGGCAUUGAGUAUUUAUGGCAGAUAGAAGUUGAGAGCAUUUAACUGUUCCGUGAAGAUCCACUGCUACUAGAGACAUUCAAAUAGCUCAUGUGAUUUUUGCUAGUUAAUUUCUCGUUAACCAUCCCUCGACAAAGAACUGGGAAUUGUUGAUCAUGUUGUAAAAUAGAAUGUAAAUAGCCAUGUACUUUCUUUGUACAUAUUCCUCCCAAUUAUUAGAAUACAAGUCAAUUCCAUAGUAUUCAUUUGUACUGUUAUCUGCAAUAAGACAGCCCUCAUCAGAUUUUCUUUGUAAGAGGCAAGUCCUAAAUGUACAGCCAUUCCAUGUAAGCCUAUGGUGAAACCACUGUCCAACUCUUAACAAAUUAUGAAUAGAUGAGUGAAUUGGUAAGGAUAAGUUAUACACUCCCUGUAAUAUUCCUUUCCUAAUUUCAGUAUCUUCCAAACAUCAUUCACCUUAGACUUUAAGAAAGGCCAAGGUUCCUGGGGGUGGUCAUAUUUUCCUUUUCCUUGACAGACAUAAGCAACCCUGGGAACCUUGGCCACAGCCUUCUUGUGUCAUAAAGGUCAGGAGCCAUCAUCCUUGAUACUGCCCUGUGCUUGUCUAGGUUGAGAGUUAGGUGACAAAUCAGGAAAUAUCAAGGGCCCAUAUAUUGUGGCACUUAGGAGCCAUGCAGAAUCUAGAUAGUGGUUUCAGAAGUGUCAUUUAGAUGCCAUUCUUUCUUAUUCUUCUUGUGUUGAUAUCCAGAAUCACCAUCCAGCUUGAAGGGACCAGGAGGUUUUCUGGCCCAGGGUGCCCUUGGCAUAUGUACAAGAAUCCUCAUGCUGACUGAAUUGGAGUCUCCUG
This is a messenger RNA of Equus caballus (horse), 4226 nucleotides long. Lineage: Eukaryota; Metazoa; Chordata; Mammalia; Perissodactyla; Equidae. The record is from RefSeq and is a predicted model, not a curated record.